Pteropus alecto (black flying fox) is the source of this 2084-nucleotide messenger RNA. It is a transcript of the gene CCDC154, whose product is annotated as coiled-coil domain containing 154. Lineage: Eukaryota; Metazoa; Chordata; Mammalia; Chiroptera; Pteropodidae. The coding region runs from base 1 to 2037 and encodes 678 amino acids. The record is from RefSeq and is a predicted model, not a curated record. Gene Ontology annotation, biological process: bone mineralization involved in bone maturation. The transcript has 17 exons.
AUGAGAAGGUGCCUUCUUGCAGAGCUGGCUAAUAGUGACCCCUCAUCAGGGGCCUCGCCCCCAUCCCAGCUGAGUACCAUCACCCUGGAGGACCUGGGGUUCUUCCUAGAAGAAGGGCCGGCCAGCCCUGAACCCCUGAGUCUGGAUGAGAUCUCAGAGAGGUAUGAGUCCAGCCACCUGGCGUCUACCGCCUCUGUUCUGGAGCAGGACACCCCCAAGCACUGGAAGCAACUGGAGCAAUGGUUGGUCAACAUGCAGACCCAGGUGGUGUCCCUGCAAGAACACAAGGACCGCUGUGAGUGCACCACACUGAGGCUGCUGCAGGAACUGUGCCAGGUGCAGGCCAGUGUGCAGCUGCAAGACUCAGAGCUGAAGCAGCUGCGACAGGAGAUGCAACAGGCAGCUUGGGCCCCUGAGAAGGAGAUCCUGGAGUUCCCCAGUCCCCAGAACCAGAACCAGAUGCAGGCCCUGGACAAGAGGCUGGUGGAGGUCCGAGAGUCCCUGACCCAGAUCAGGAGGAAGCAGGCGCUCCAGGACUCUGAACGGAAGGGCACCGAGCAGGAAGCCAACCUCAGGUUAACCAAGCUGGCUGGGAAGCUGGAGCAGGAGGAGCAGGACCGGCAGGUGGCCUGCAGUGCCCUGCAGAAGAGCCAAGAGGAGGCCAGCCAGAGGGUGGACUAUGAGGUGGCCAGGAUGCAGGCUCAGGUGACCAAGCUUGGCGAGGAGAUGAGCCUCCGCUUCCUCAAGAGGGAGGCCAAGCUGUGCGGCUUCCUGCAGAAGAGCUUCCUGGCCCUGGAGAAGAGAAUGAAGUCCUCAGAGAGCACGCGGCUAAAGGCAGAGAGCAGCCUGCGGGAGGAGCUGGAGAAUAGGUGGCAGAAGCUCCAGGAGCUGGCAGAGGAGCGAGUGCGGGCCCUGCGGGGGCAGUGCAAGCAGGAAGAGUCCCACCUCUUAGAGCAGUGCUGGGGCCUGGACAGGGCUGUGGUCCAGCUGACCAAGUUUGUGCGCCAGAACCAGGUGUCACUGAACCGUGUCCUACUGGCUGAGCAGAAGGCCCGGGAUGCCAAGGGCCACUUGGAGGAGAGCCAGGCUGGGGAGCUGACCGCCUACCUGCAGGAGAACCUGGAGGCUGUGCAGCUGGCUGGCGAGAUGGCCCGGCAGGAGAUGCACAGCGCACUGGAGCUGCUCCGAGAGAAGAGCCAGGCCCUGGAGGUGUCCGUGGCUGAGCUGGUCAGACAGGUGAAGGACCUGAGUGACCACUUGUUGGCCCUGAGCUGGAGGCUGGACCUACAGGAACAGACGCUGAUCCAGAGGCUGCAUGAGGCAAAGAGUGAGUGGGAAGGUGCGGAGCGGAGAUCGCUGGAGGGCCUGGCACAGUGUCGAAAGGAGGCUCAGGCGCACCUGCGGGAGGUGCAGGAGACAGUGGACAGCCUGCCUCGGCAGAUAGAAGCUGUCUCUGACAGAUGCAUCUUGCAUAAAAGUGACUCAGACCUCAAGAUUUCUGCUGAGGGCAAAGCCAGAGAGUUCGAGGUUGGGGCCAUGCGGCAGGAGCUGGCUGCGCUGCUGUCAUCUGUGCAUCUGCUCAGGGAGGGCAACCCUGGGCGGAAGAUUGCCGAAAUCCAGGGCAAGCUGGCCACGUUUCAGAACCAAAUAAUGAAACUGGAAAACAACGUCCAGGACAACAAGACCAUCCAAAACCUCAAGUUUAAUUCGGAAACCAAGCUGCGCAUGGAGGAGAUGGCCACCCUGAGGGAGAGCCUGAUGCGCCUGUGGAGUGAAGAGGGCCCAUGGGCCCUGACGCUAGGCAGCAGAAAGGUCCUCAUGUCCCUGGUGAGACAGCAGUUCUUCAUCAAGGAUGUGGCCCCUGACGAGGUGGUCCCUGUGAACCGCUGGGGCGUAUAUCAGGCCUUGAAGUGGCUUCAGUGGAAGGCGAUCCUCAUGAAUCUGAUGGUCCAGCAGAAGCCAAGAGCAGUCUUGGAGAGGUCCCUCGGCCAGGAGCCUGCCCACCAGAUCAUAUCCUUGCCCCUUUUCCAGAAAUAAAUGUGCCAGUUUCUGUACCCAUCAGAACCUGGAGUUCCUUCCAGGGA